AUGGAGGUCCCUGCAGCUGGCCUGGCCGUCCUGCUUCUCACCACGGCACUCUGUUCCCAGACCUCAUCUUCCUUUUUUGGUGCUGACACCCCGACCUCCUGCUGCUUCUUCUAUAUCUCUCGGCAGAUUCCUCGGAAAUUUGUGGCCAACUAUUAUGAGACCAGCAGCCAGUGCUCCAAGCCCGGUGUCAUUUUCCAAACCAAAAGAGGCCGGCAGAUCUGUGCCCACCCGAGGGAGGCCUGGGUCCAGGAGUACAUCAGCGACAUGGAGCUGAAUGCCUGA
Molecule: messenger RNA, 282 nt
Organism: Enhydra lutris kenyoni (northern sea otter)
Lineage: Eukaryota; Metazoa; Chordata; Mammalia; Carnivora; Mustelidae
Product: C-C motif chemokine 3-like
Exons: 3
Coding region: 1-282 (93 amino acids)
Biological process (GO): immune response; cellular response to tumor necrosis factor; inflammatory response
Cellular component (GO): extracellular region
Molecular function (GO): chemokine activity; CCR chemokine receptor binding
Source: RefSeq, a predicted model, not a curated record